This is a messenger RNA of Gavialis gangeticus (Gharial), 1397 nucleotides long. RefSeq names its product cytochrome P450 26A1. Gene Ontology annotation, biological process: sterol metabolic process. The transcript has 6 exons. Gene Ontology annotation, molecular function: heme binding; iron ion binding; oxidoreductase activity, acting on paired donors, with incorporation or reduction of molecular oxygen. The record is from RefSeq and is a predicted model, not a curated record. The coding region runs from base 1 to 909 and encodes 302 amino acids. Lineage: Eukaryota; Metazoa; Chordata; Crocodylia; Gavialidae.
AUGGCUGCGGAGAUAAUAAAGGAGGAGGUGAGCGGCUGCCUGGCGCGCUGGCUCGGCCGCGGCGGCGCCUGCCUGCUCGUGUACCCCGAGGUGAAGCGCCUCAUGUUCCGCAUCGCCAUGAGGCUGCUGCUGGGCUUCGAGCCGCACCAGGCCGACGGCGGCAGCGAGCGGCAGCUCGUGGAGGCCUUCGAGGAGAUGAGCCGCAACCUCUUCUCGCUGCCCAUCGACGUGCCCUUCAGCGGGCUCUACCGGGUGAGCCAGCCGCUCAACAUGCAGGAGCUGAAAGAAUCUGCCACAGAACUCUUGUUCGGGGGCCACGAGACGACUGCCAGCGCCGCCACAUCUCUGAUCACCUUCUUGGGGCUUCACCCAGAGGUCUUGCAAAAAGUGAGAAAGGAGCUGCAAGGGAAUGGGUUAUUGUGCAGCCCAAACCAAGAUAGCAAACUGCUGGAUAUGGAAGUCUUGGAACAGCUGAAAUACACAGGCUGUGUCAUCAAAGAGACCCUCCGACUGAGCCCACCUGUUCCUGGAGGAUUUAGAGUUGCACUCAAGACAUUUGAGUUAAAUGGUUACCAGAUUCCCAAAGGCUGGAACGUUAUUUACAGUAUCUGUGAUACACAUGAUGUGGCAGAACUCUUCACCAACAAGGACAAAUUUAACCCUGAUCGCUUUAUGUCCCCUUCUCCAGAGGACUCCUCUAGGUUCAGUUUCAUUCCUUUUGGUGGGGGCGUGAGAAGCUGUGUGGGCAAAGAGUUUGCAAAAAUCCUUCUCAAAAUAUUUACAGUGGAGUUGGCUCGUAACUGUGACUGGCAACUCUUAAAUGGCCCCCCAACAAUGAAAACUGGGCCUAUAGUGUACCCUGUGGACAAUCUGCCUGCCAAAUUUGUAGGCUUCAGUGGCCAAAUCUAAGCAGUUCAGGGAUUGCUUCUAGCUGAAGUUCUGUACAUAGCAGUAUUUUCUUGUAAAAAAGUCUAUUAUGUAUUUAACUUGUAAAUGUAUAAUAGUUAUUUAUGUCUCUUUUAAAAUAUUUUUUAAAAGCUAUGAUGUAUCCUAUUUUAAUGGUGUCUCUGUGUGUGUGUUUUGCCCCUUGUCCCCCAAGCACUAUAAUUAUGGGUCUCAGGUUCCAUAAUUAGAUAACUUAUUUCUAUAGAAAUGUUUUCCCCUAUCAUACUGAAAUCUUGUCAUCUUAGCAUUUAAUGAUAUUUCAGAACAGGGCAUACAUUGAGGUGCACUCAGAUUCAUAAUACAGGCAUAUUAAAUCAUGGUAACUAAUUGCUCAUCCAGAAUUCAUGCAGGCUUGUAUGAAUUAGGAUGUUUUCAGUAUUACUUUUGAUAUUUAGGAUUUAUGGUCAAUGUAUAUGAAUUUUUCAGACUACAAUAAAGUCUAUUUUUUAAGA